Molecule: messenger RNA, 840 nt
Organism: Gastrolobium bilobum
Lineage: Eukaryota; Viridiplantae; Streptophyta; Magnoliopsida; Fabales; Fabaceae
Product: transcription repressor OFP14-like
Exons: 1
Coding region: 1-840 (279 amino acids)
Biological process (GO): negative regulation of DNA-templated transcription
Source: RefSeq, a predicted model, not a curated record
AUGCCGAAGAACAUUCAGAAAUCCCUUCAGAACUACCUCUCCAAGAUCAAAAGUCCUAGCUCACCAAUCCAAUUACCCUCUAAGAAAUGGAUUCUCUCAGGUUGCACGCAUCCCAGAACCCCUUCUUUUGCCUUAGACGACAACAAAAAUGGACCUCAUGACGUCAGCAACGACAACGACAACAACAACAACGUUAACAAUAACAAAAACGAUGAAGCCACGUUAGCGGACAUCGAUCGUUUCCUCUUUGAGAAUUUCAAGUCUUUAUACCUUGAAGACAAUGAAGAAACCGAUCAUAACACCAAAAGGGUCUCUCAAGAAGAACAUGAUCAAACAAGCCAUGAUGAAACAACACCACCGGAUCUACGUGGUUCCAACCGGUUCUUCUUGACACGUGGCUUCUCGGAUGAAGGAUCGAGUUCAAACUCAAACUUGAAUGAUUCUUCAUCUUCGAAUUUUCAUGCAGAGGAAGGUGUGAAACAGAGGAUUCCCAAUAACUGCGUGGUGGUGUUGGCGAGCUCGCCGAGCCCCUAUGAGGAUUUUCGGCGAUCAAUGGAGGGAAUGGUAGAAGCAAGGUUGAGGAACAAUGAAAGGGUGGAUUGGGAUUUCAUGGAGGAGCUUUUGUUUUGUUAUAUAAACAUGAAUGAGAAGAAGUCUUACAAGUUCAUACUCAGUGCUUUUGUCGACUUGAUCACCGUCAUGCGGCGGCGUUCGGAGAAAUCUCCGGCGAAGAAUGCUCCGGCGAAGGUGAGGCCGCCACGGAGCGUUCGGACUGUUAGGAUUGGUAGGGAGGUGAGGAAGAAGACUAAAGAAGUAACGUUGCGAUUUGGGUCGCCGUAA